AUGAAAUUAAAAAUUAAAAAUAAAGAAAACAAAAGAGAAAAAAAGGACGGAAACGGUAAAGAUCGGAACCCUAGAACAACCGGCAAAGAGAUCAGACAACCGUUACUCCGACUGCCGGUGAUAUAAUUAUAUAUCUUGAAGGAUCGUGAGGGAGAUGGAAGUCCUUUAGGAAGCAUCUCCCGGCUCUUGUGUACUAACCCUUUAGAAAUGAGUGGUGGCCGGCAGCGGACCCUUGUGGUUGGGGUUCAGCAUGUUUUGGACUAUCUGAAACGAAUGCAGGCUGAGAAUCCUGCUUUUUAUUAUGCAGUCCAGGGCGAUGGUGAUCAUCACGCUGGGGCAAAUAUCUUUUGGGCUGAUGCAACUUCUAGAAUGAAUUAUACUUACUUUGGUGACACUGUUGUAUUGGAUACAACAUUUAGAACAAAUCAGUAUAGGGUGCCUCUUGCUGCCUUUACAGGGUUUAAUCAUCAUGGUCAGCCAGUUUUGUUUGGAUGUGGGUUGGUCCUUUAUGAGUCCGAAUCCUCGUUCAUUUGGCUCUUCCAAACUUGGCUUCAAGCAAUGUCUGGCCGCCAACCAAUUUCCAUUACAACGGACCCAGAUAGGCUUAUCCAGGUUGCCGUUGCACAAGUUCUUCCAGGUACCCGCCAUCGUUUUUGCAAAUGGGCUAUAUUCAGAGAAACGCAGGAGAAGUUGUCUCAUCUUUGCCAAUCUCAUCCUACUUUUGAAACUGAGUUUAGAAAAUGUGUUAAUGAGGCUGAGACAAUUGAAGAAUUUGAGUCCUUCUGGGAAGCCCUUCUGAAUAGAUAUUACAUUAUGGACAAUGAGUGGCUUCAGUUAAUGUAUAGUGCUAGACAACAGUGGGUACCUGUCUACAUGAGGGACACUUUCUUUGGAGAAAUGUCAAUAAAUGAGAGCUAUAAAAGUUUGAAUUUGUUUUUUGAUGGAUAUGUUACUGCAUCCACCUCUAUACAGAUGUUGGUUAGACAGUAUGAAAAGGCCAUGGCAAGCUGGCAUGAAAAAGAAUUAAAAGCUGAUUAUGAUACAAUUAACUCUAUGCCUGUCCUGAAGACACCAUCUCCUAUGGAGAAACAGGCUGCAGAUCUAUAUUCAAGGAGGAUUUUCAGAAAGUUCCAGGAGGAAUUGGUAGAAACUCUUGCCAAUCCUGCAACCAAAAUUGAUGACACAGGAACCAUUGCUACCUAUCGAGUAGCAAAAUUUGGGGAAGACCAUAAAGCCCAUGCUGUUAGUUUUAAUUCAUUAGAGAUGAAAGCUAAUUGCAGUUGUCAACUGUUUGAGUAUUCAGGAAUAAUUUGCAGGCAUAUAUUAGCAGUUUUUAGGGCAAAAAAUGUUCUUACACUUCCUUCUCAAUAUGUAUUGAAACGGUGGACCAGAAAUGCCAGAAAUGGAGCUGUAACAGAUGAUCAUAAUUCAGAACUACCAAAUGAAGCUGGAGAUUCUUCUACUGUCAGGUACAAUAAUCUUCGUCAAGAAGCAAUCAAGUAUGUUGAAGAAGGAGCGAAGUCAAUUCAUAUUUAUAAUGUGGCUGUGGAUGCCCUAAAAGAGGCCUCUAGAAAGGUUUCUGCUGUAAAGAAUCGGGGCCCUGGAGCUACUAACGGUGAUGUUAUGGCCAAUGGAGUUGUUGGGCCUUUGGUUGCAACAGAAGAGAAUCAGACACCAACCUAUCAAUCAGUGGAACAAAAGGAGAAGAAAAUUCGUGAGCUUUCUGCAGAGUUGGAAAAAACAAAUCAACGUUGUGAAGUAUAUAGAGCAAAUCUCCUAGCUGUUCUAAGGGACAUGGAAGAACAGAAGUUGAAGCUAUCUGUGAAGGUCCAAAAUGCAAGGCUUAGUUUGAAAGAGUGAAUGAUCAUGAAAUACAGGAACAAGCAAUUUCUCACUUUAAUGUUACCAUUCUACUCUCAAGUUGAUACCAUCCUUCCACUGUGUUCAUCAUUUUAAUGGUUCUUCCAUCUAACGACUAAAGAUGGGGAGUGAGCAACCUGGCAUUGAAGGGAACGUUCGAGUGUGCCACAACUGUCUUAUAAGUUUUCUCUGAACUAUGAGUGUUUCCUUUUUCUGUGGAAAAAUGCUGUAACUAUCCUACAAUUCCUACUGUGUAAGUUACAAAGAGGUAGUUGGAUCUAGGAUGAACCGUCAUGAACAUCUGGCAUUGAUUGCUGCUGUCGACUUAGAGACGAGGAUUAGGAAGAUGAAUGCUGUUCAAAUCCUGAUGACUCAAAUAAUUCUUGUUUGAGUGAUUGUUGUAAAGUAAAUAGAAUAUGUAUUCUUAUUAAAUGUUCUUCAAUGUGUUAGUAA
Messenger RNA from Cucumis sativus (cucumber), 2313 nucleotides. RefSeq names its product protein FAR1-RELATED SEQUENCE 9. Bases 208 to 1860 code for a protein of 550 amino acids. The transcript is spliced from 3 exons. Gene Ontology annotation, molecular function: zinc ion binding. NCBI's taxonomy places the organism in Eukaryota, Viridiplantae, Streptophyta, Magnoliopsida, Cucurbitales, Cucurbitaceae. Gene Ontology annotation, biological process: regulation of DNA-templated transcription. The record is from RefSeq and is a predicted model, not a curated record.